Lathyrus oleraceus (garden pea) is the source of this 1421-nucleotide messenger RNA. Its product is annotated as isopentenyl phosphate kinase. Bases 121 to 1122 code for a protein of 333 amino acids. The transcript is spliced from 12 exons. Gene Ontology annotation, molecular function: isopentenyl phosphate kinase activity; kinase activity. Lineage: Eukaryota; Viridiplantae; Streptophyta; Magnoliopsida; Fabales; Fabaceae. Gene Ontology annotation, cellular component: cytosol. Gene Ontology annotation, biological process: terpenoid biosynthetic process. The record is from RefSeq and is a predicted model, not a curated record.
CUAUUAGUUAAAGACGCACUUGUCUAUCACGGACAAGUUUAAACUUAAACCAUCGUCCAUGUUUUCAGUGUUGAUUUCACUUUCAUUCUUCCUUUAACUCUUCACUUUCCUAACUCAAAAAUGGCGCAUAACAAGAAUCACAAUCAAACACAAACCUCUCAUUCUCCCUUCACUCAACCUAUCCGCUGUAUUGUAAAAUUAGGUGGUGCUGCAAUUACUUGCAAAAAUGAGUUAGAGAAGAUAAAUGAGGAAAUUCUUUACAAAGUUUCUCAACAGCUUAGGCAAGCAAUGAUUGCUACUUCUCAGAAGCCUCCUGGGAUGGAUUGGAGCAAGAUACCUGGUGAAUCAGAAAUCUGUUGCAAACCAGAAGAAUUUGGAGAUGAUCAUGUCUCGGAAUGUAGCCGUUUCAUUGUUGUUCAUGGAGCAGGUUCUUUUGGGCAUUUCCAAGCUAGCAAGUCUGGUGUUCAUAAGGGACAGCUGGAUAAACCGCUUGUCAAAGGCGGCUUUGUUGCUACGCGAAUAUCUGUAACCACUCUCAAUCUUGAAAUCGUUAGAGCACUAGCCAGAGAGGGCAUUCCUUCAGUUGGAAUGUCACCUUUCUCAUGUGGAUGGAUUACUGGUGAAAGACAUAUAUCUUCAGCCGAUUUGUCUCCCGUAGCUAGGGCUAUUGAUUCUGGUUUUAUACCUGUUCUGCAUGGAGAUGCAGUGCUUGACGAGAUUCAGGGAUGCACUAUUUUGAGUGGAGAUGUUAUCAUAAGUCAUCUUGCAGCAUACUCAAAGCCUAAAUAUGUUGUUUUCUUGACAGAUGUAUAUGGAGUGUAUGAUCGCCCGCCAACAGAGCCUGACGCGAUACUACUAAAGGAGAUUGCUGUUGCUGAAGAUGGAAGUUGGUCAGUCAUAAAACCAAAGUUGCAGAACUCAAUUGAGCUAACUGUUGCUGCCCAUGAUACAACUGGUGGGAUGAAAACAAAGAUCUCAGAAGCUGCAAUGAUAGCAAAACUUGGAAUUGAUGUUUACAUUGUAAAAGCAGCAACAAGCCAUUCAUUAAAGGCCUUAAAUGGAGAUCUUAGAAACAGCAUCCCUGAUGACUGGCUUGGAACGGUCGUUCGAUCAUCAAGUUAGCCAUAAUCGAAUCUUCUGCACAAGUCGAUGUCAUCAAGAUGAAGUAAUGAAUUCAGACUAAAAAAUAUGAGAGUUAAAGGAUGAUCAUUUGAGAGGUGAUGUGCUGCAUAUCACGAAGAUUGACAGUUAAAUGAACUACUACCGAUGAUUAUUUCACAUUUCCAUUUAGCUGCUUUAAUUACCCAAACACGGACUCAAACUUGAUGCGCAAUUAUAUAUUUUCUUUAUAAGUUUAUUCUGAGUGUGUUUGUUAUUUUGACAACUUUUUCUUUCAUUUUAGUGCCUGGCUUUCCCUGUCA